Spizellomyces punctatus DAOM BR117 is the source of this 562-nucleotide messenger RNA. RefSeq names its product transcription factor S. The transcript has 4 exons. Gene Ontology annotation, cellular component: RNA polymerase III complex. Gene Ontology annotation, biological process: DNA-templated transcription; termination of RNA polymerase III transcription. The record is from RefSeq and is a predicted model, not a curated record. Gene Ontology annotation, molecular function: zinc ion binding; nucleic acid binding; DNA-directed RNA polymerase activity. Lineage: Eukaryota; Fungi; Chytridiomycota; Chytridiomycetes; Spizellomycetales; Spizellomycetaceae. The coding region runs from base 47 to 370 and encodes 107 amino acids.
GUAAUUAGCAGCCAAGCGAUCUCCACCAACACUUGCGAAAGACGCCAUGUACUUUUGUCCAAGCUGUGCGAACCUCUUGUUGAUAGCGCAAGGAGAAGCUGGCACAAACCAGUUUGUUUGCCAAACUUGCCCUUACGUUUGUAGAAUCAACAAGCAAAUUACACAGAAGACACAUUUCAAACGUAAACAGGUGGACGACGUAUUAGGCGGAGCAGCCGCUUGGGAAAACGUUGAUUCUACAGAAGCUCGAUGUCCCAGGUGUGAACACGGCCGAGCAUACUUUAUGCAGCUGCAGAUUAGAUCAGCAGAUGAACCCAUGUCGAUCUUUUUCAAGUGCUGUAAAUGUGCUGAGCAGUGGAGAGAAGGAUGAUCAUUUCUCCUAUGUGACAUAUUGCCAUGACGCGGCACUGAAAGUUUGCCUUGGAAAGAAACGGCUAUUCGCAUCUCGUUCCGAGCCGUAGAAUUGCCAUCACACAGAUGGAAAUCCCUAUACAUCAUGUAAAAUAAUCCCUCCAUUAUAUUCGUACAUAAUAUUAACUUAUAAGCUGGUAAUGAUGCAAAG